AUGGUGGGUAUUCCGAACCGGCCAGUAUCAAAGCCGACGACUACUGAGCCCGCUUCAGACACGACUGAAUACCCGGCUUACGAGCCCGCUGAAUACCCGACCGAACACCCGACUGCAGAAGCCACUGUAACUACGACAGAAGAACCCACUGAUCACACGACUGAAGAGCUCGUUGAUAACACCACCGAAGAACCCACUACGACCGAAGAACCCGCUGAUCAUACGAAUGAAGAACGCGCUGAUCAGACAACCGAAGAACCCACUAAGACCGAAGAACCCGCUGGUCAUACGACCACAAAACCCGCUGUUCACACGACUGAAGAAACCGCUGAUCACACCACCGAAGAACCCACUACGACCGAAGACCCCGCUGAUGAGACGGCCGAAGAACCCACUACGACUGAAGAGACCACUGAUCACACCACCGAAGAACCCACUACGACUGAAGAACCCGCUGAUCAGACGACCGAAGAGCCCACUACAACCGAAGAACCCGCUGAUCACACCACCGAAGAACCCACUACGACCAAAGACCCCGCUGAUCAGACGACCGAAGAACCCACUACGACUGAAGAACCCGCUGAUCACACCACCGAAGAACCCACUACGACCGAAGAACCCGCUGAUCACACCACCAAAGAACCCACUACCAGCCUGGUCUGCUACAGUGAUAAUCAUUGUUCAAAAGACUUGAUGUGCAAUUUGGACAUUAAAGAGUGUGUUGAAGUUGUUCACUGUGAAACUUAUCACGACUGCCCUCCCGGUAACUUUUGUCCCUCGGUUUCAAAAAUCUGUAUACCUUUCGGCGAUGACACUGUGCUGCCGGAGCCAACAAACCCAGACGAGCCUCUUGCAUGCAAAUGGGACUUCAAUUGUCCAAAAGGCUUUUACUGCGAUUUGCGCGUCGCUCAAUGUACGAAAAUUAACAAAUGCGAAAGCAGUCUCGACUGUGAAGAUGACGAAUUCUGCAACUCGUAUCUUAAGAUUUGCUUGUCAUUAAAUUAA
Molecule: messenger RNA, 1005 nt
Organism: Symsagittifera roscoffensis
Lineage: Eukaryota; Metazoa; Xenacoelomorpha; Acoela; Convolutidae
Product: cell surface glycoprotein 1-like
Exons: 1
Coding region: 1-1005 (334 amino acids)
Source: RefSeq, a predicted model, not a curated record